GGGGGGUUUGCGAAAAUCCGUUAAAGGACAUGGCAUCUAGUAGUAGUGAAAAGAAGUUAAGGUAUCCUUCGAGGCUAUAUCCGCCGGGGAAAUCUCCUAUACAGAAGAGGAGCCUGCACAUUAAACAGUUUUGGGCUGUUGAGAGAUUGCAUUGGGGAUGAUGUCUACAAUGACAUCUGUGACAAAUCGCAAGUGGGAGUGAUCUUGAAGCUCUCUGAUAGUCGUUAUGUAUGGGGUUCAAAGAUUGUGCAUCAUUUCUUAACUCAGCAAUUGACAAUACAAAGGAGAUAUGAGAUGUGGUCGCUAAUAGAAGGUAAUCCAAUAAGGUUCUCGUUACAUGAGUUUAGUGAUAUCACCGGCCUGAACUGUGAGAAAAUUGAUGAGGAAGACAGAGUGGAUGUUGAUCACAAAGAGUUGUGGGUCCAGAUGAAGGUAGAUUCAAGGGUGGGACCAAAUUGGAAAGAGUUGACUGACGUAUUGAGGGAAUGUAGGACAUGGGGUGAGCCGAUUAGGAAAAUGAUUGGGCUAUUGUUUGUGUUGCAUGUCGGAAUUUUAGGGAUUUCGCGGACUAGUAGGAUCCCUUUGGAUUAUGCGAAACGUGUACUCAAUACGGAUGCGUUUGCGAGGUUUCCAUGGGGUCGAGUAAGUUUCAAGCGAUUAAUAGACUCCAUAAAAGUCGUGUCUUAUGAGAACACCUCAUAUGUGGUUCAUGGAUGUGCCCAUGUUCUUCUGAUAUGGGCUUUUGAGAGUGUGAGAGAAUUAGGCAAAGACUUUGGGAGUAAAAAUGGAGGUGAUGAUGUCCCCCUGCUUAGGUGGGAUGCAGGCCGUACCAAAGGAAAUAUCGGGGACUUUUUAUUCUCAUAGGGGAAACAGAAGAAGGUUUGUGAAAUGGAUAUGUAUGUUUAGUAUACGUGCAGUGAGAUGCAAGAUGUUGCUAUUUUUACUGACUUGAUUAUAAUUUCUUCUGUUUUGUAGCUCCAAAUUCAUCAUUUAGGUAUUAAACCACAAGCAUAACUCUUUCCAUAUUGGCCUGAUGAGACCAAAGGUUAUGGUGAAGCGGACGGUGGUUUUAAAUUGUUGGAUAAUUUGUUGGAUGAUAUAAUGAACGGGUGUGUUGAUGUGCGAUCAUGGGAUGAUUCUGUUGUUGAGAAGAAGGCAGGUAAGAGGAAAGCCGUGGAGUUGGAUCUGGACGUUGAGAGUAAAGAUCAAAUAGGAGACCCGGUAAUUGUUAACAAG
This is a messenger RNA of Camelina sativa (false flax), 1236 nucleotides long. NCBI's taxonomy places the organism in Eukaryota, Viridiplantae, Streptophyta, Magnoliopsida, Brassicales, Brassicaceae. The record is from RefSeq and is a predicted model, not a curated record.